UGUUAUAGAUUACUGUUACGGUUGUAGUGUGAACGUUAAACUAUGGCGACGAUGAACACCUUAACUUUUAAAAUAUUUAUUGUAUUUUUAUGUUUGUUUGAAUUUAGUGCCGGUAACAAAAAAUGCGAUGUAGAACAAAAGCUUCUAUGUCGGAAGCAAACUGAUUGUUCCAGCUGUAUUAGAGCCCAUGCUUGUUGUAACUGGUGUUAUCACCCAACGUUUGAAGGUGUCAAGUGUGAUUUAGUCGACAGUUUGCCAGAAUGCAAUGGAUUUAUCGAGUAUAAUAAAAACGAAACUCAAACGCAGAAUAUUAAUGCAGAAAACUCUAGUAGUGAUAACGGUGCACAGAUUACACCACGAAAUAUUAAAGUUCUUUUAAGGAACGAACGGGCGGUAAAUAUAAGUUUUAUAUAUCAAGCAGCAAGAAACUACCCUUUGGAACUAUACUAUUUGGCAGAUUUAAGUUAUUCUAUGAGAGACCAUAUAGAGACUUUUAGGAGUUUAGGACAUGAAUUUAGUAAAAGUCUGCAAAACUUAACAAAAAACUACAAAUUGGCGUUUGGAUCAUUCUUGGAUAAACCCGGAAUGCCUUUUGCUCUAACAGAUAUGGAAAAUUUAAUAAAUCCUUGCAAAUGGGAAAUGGAAAUAUGCAAUCCUAACUAUUUAUUUAAGCAUAUAUUAAACUUUACUCACAGUUCUGAUAAAUUCUCUGAAGCAGUCCGCGAAAGUCAAAUAUCUAUGAAUUUAGAUGGUCCGGAGGGAGCACUAGAAGCGAUAUAUCAAAUUCUAGUGUGUGGUGAAAAAUUCGGUUGGACUCAAGAAUCUUAUAAACUCGUGGUACUCUCUACCGAUGGUCUUCUUCAUACUGCUGGAGAUGGUAUCCUAGUGGGCGCCACAUUAAGGAAUAAUGGAACCUGUAUGAUAGACUAUAAUGGCGAACACACGGCACCUUUGCAGUACGAUUAUCCCUCUCUGGACGAAAUACGCUAUUUGCUCAGAAAGAAAAAAGUAAAUCUUAUAGUCGCCGUCCCACGAAAUAGUAGUAGUUAUUAUUUAAAUUUAGCAAAUAGCGUAUUUGAAAAAGAAAUGUAUGUUGCUUUGCUGGAAGGAGAUUCUUCCAAUAUUUUAGAUUUAGUGAACGAUGGUUUUAAACAAUUUAUUAGGCAAGUAGAAUUUUCAGCCAACACUAGUGAUACUCCGAAUUUAAGUGUUCGAUUUUUCGCAGACUGUAAUGGUAUUGGAAUAUUUGAAGAAAUCAGCGAAUGUAAAAAUAUAGAAGAAUAUACACCUAUUAAUUUUAAAGCGGAAUUAAAUUUGACAGAAUGGGAAGACUUUGAUGAAGAAACAAUAAUAAUACGAGAAAAGAGCAUUAACGAAGAAAUAAUCGUACACAUCGAGACUGUUGGAAGUUGUAAAUGUCAAAAUUUAAAUAAUAAUAAAAGAUGCACACAUGGAUCUAUAGAUUGUGAUCUUUGCAAGUGCGACAUAGGAUGGAAAGGUGAACAUUGCGAGGAAAAAUGUAGUGACAGUUUAAUUGAUUGUAUAAACAAUACAUCGGAGUAUCUUUGUUCGGGAAGAGGAGAUUGCAUCUGCGGAAAGUGUGAAUGUGAGAGAACUUAUAGCGGAGAAUUUUGCCAAUAUAAAUGUCCAGUGGAUGACAAUGGAAAAACCUGCGCAGGGCACGGCACAUGCACGGAUGGUAACUGUGUUUGUUUUUUGGGUUAUUCAGGUUACAAUUGUGAUUGUCCCCUGUCUAACGAAUCCUGUAAAUUUGGAACGGAUGUGCUGUGCAAUAAUAAAGGCACAUGUAAUUGCAACGAAUGCCAUUGCGAUGAUAAUUUUUUCGGAACUUACUGUGAAAAGCUGAAAGAGGAAAAUCAGGUUGAAGAAAAUGUACUUUGCAAGAAUUUUGACAGUAUGGUUAAAGAUAAUCAAGGAAAGCUUGAUGAUACGAGCAUAAUCAUAUAUAGAGCAGAUAAUAUAACUACAUAUUUAAAAUAUGUUUCUCCAAAUUAUGUUUGUAAUCAAGAGUGCACCAUUGAAAGUUUCGAAGAUAUCCAGAGAUGUAUGAUAAAGUACUGUUACGAAAAGACAGAUUUUGGAGGAAUACAGCUAUUAGUAUCUCCAAAAGAUUGUAGCAAAAAUGCCAGGGCAUAUGGUAUAAAUAUUGCAAUAGCUAUGUUUUCCGCAAUAAUUGGAAUAGGCAUUCUGUUCAUAUUUCUUAAGAAAUGGCACAUUUAUAAACUGGAUCAAGCUGAGUUUCAAAAACUUGAGGCAAGCAAUUUUGACUAUUGAAUCAAAUCCAUUUUAAAAGUCCUUUAACGUCGUACCAAAAUCCCUAAAACCAUUAGACGAAAAAUACUGAAAAUAAAAUAUGCACACACACACACACGGAUUUUUUAAAACUCUGUAUAUUUUUUGUAUAAAAUAGCAGGUUUAAUCGUGACUGACUAAGUU
Sitophilus oryzae (rice weevil) is the source of this 2457-nucleotide messenger RNA. RefSeq names its product integrin beta-nu-like. Gene Ontology annotation, molecular function: integrin binding. NCBI's taxonomy places the organism in Eukaryota, Metazoa, Arthropoda, Insecta, Coleoptera, Curculionidae. Gene Ontology annotation, biological process: cell adhesion mediated by integrin; integrin-mediated signaling pathway; cell migration. The coding region runs from base 43 to 2295 and encodes 750 amino acids. Gene Ontology annotation, cellular component: cell surface; integrin complex; focal adhesion. The record is from RefSeq and is a predicted model, not a curated record. The transcript is spliced from 13 exons.